AUGUCAAACUUGACGAGCGCGAGUCAGAACAUCUACCACAACCACAUGGGUUCCGCCAAGUGCCUCAUCCAGUUUUGGCCGUCCAAUGGCGUCAGGCUUGUCCGACGACGUCACACCAAAGAGGGUCUCAACCUGCUUGUGGUGCGGACCAAGAGUCGUGCUUUGGGGCUGGCAUCUCCCUUCCACGGCUUGAUAGUUUCGAAGUAA
Messenger RNA from Pyricularia pennisetigena, 207 nucleotides. RefSeq lists its product as uncharacterized. The transcript is spliced from 2 exons. The record is from RefSeq and is a predicted model, not a curated record. NCBI's taxonomy places the organism in Eukaryota, Fungi, Ascomycota, Sordariomycetes, Magnaporthales, Pyriculariaceae. The coding region runs from base 1 to 207 and encodes 68 amino acids.